AUGUCUGCGAAAAUUGUGCAGCUCAACAGCACAAUUGGCUGUAGUUUCAUUGGCAUCGUGUUUGGUACCCUGUACGCUUUACGGGCUCUCCUGCACCCAGACCAUGUAUUACUUCCGCAAAUAUCCAACGGACAGCGUCCACCAUGUCACGCCACCGGGUUAUGCGAGGCCGACGUCAAGUUGAACGUCUGUUACUCUCUCAACAAGCAUCUGAUAUUCGUCGAAUUCCCCAAUGUGAUGGCUGAGGGAUCUGUGGCAUGCUGUCAACGUGAACGGACGAGGAGGACAGGAAGGCUCGGUUGGGGUAACGUACCACCAGGCACAGUCCAGAUCGUGCUGAAAUUUCAGAGCGAGGAGACCGAACAGCUUCGCCGCCGACUCCGGGCAGCUGAGGGGUGGUCCAAGGACUGCAAUGCCUCUCUGGCUGCAGAAGUAGCGCGUCUCACGAGGGAGUCCGCGAACGCACAAACCUUGAUCCAACAAUGGGAAGGCUCCUUCACCCAGACAUCUCAGCUACCGCAAAACGAAGUGGAAAGUAAUUCCCUACUGCCCAUUUGUUCUCCGGAACGCUCUAUCAACAAGCUUGUGAAAGCAUUGGUGCCGGUCCGUAGCAUUACAGUUGUCUUGAUGUUCCCUUCGAACCCUAAGUAUUUUCGUUGUGCCAACCUCGCAGAUUUUAAGGGGAACUGGAACAAGGUGCAGAACAAGAAGCUGCUUAGAGACAAAAUGGAAUUUGUCGCAUACAACGGGUUUGAGUGGAAAUAUCUUGGCACCUUCACAUCGGCCAACGCCGACUCGGAGGAAUUGUCAAGGGAAGCUUUCAUAGCUCUUCCCGAUCAGACUCGCGAACAACUGAUUCGCCUGUCCGGUCAUAAGAGGCAUCGCACGGAGGUGAAACCGAUGUACGAAAGCGGAGAGAUGGUGGGAAUGAAGUUCAGUUUCAGGCGGAUUGGGUUCAAUCAUGCUUUGGGGGAAAUGCUCCGUGGAGUUGGAAAAGUUGCAUUGCAAUUGCGCGAGACGGAGCCUCAGUUGGCCUGUCAAAUCAUGUGUGCUCAUCUCUGUGGCCGAGAGAAAGCUAGAGCGGCAACACGGACAUCAUUCUCAGAGAAGAACCGCUCUUCCUUCGUCGUUCAGAUGCCACCAAUUCCAACUCAGCGAGAGGACUCUGAGGAGACCAAUGAACCGACUUGA
Molecule: messenger RNA, 1191 nt
Organism: Postia placenta MAD-698-R-SB12
Lineage: Eukaryota; Fungi; Basidiomycota; Agaricomycetes; Polyporales; Adustoporiaceae
Exons: 8
Coding region: 1-1191 (396 amino acids)
Source: RefSeq, a predicted model, not a curated record